This is a messenger RNA of Myzus persicae (green peach aphid), 5130 nucleotides long. RefSeq names its product longitudinals lacking protein, isoforms A/B/D/L-like. Gene Ontology annotation, molecular function: protein binding. The record is from RefSeq and is a predicted model, not a curated record. The transcript has 4 exons. Gene Ontology annotation, biological process: regulation of transcription by RNA polymerase II. NCBI's taxonomy places the organism in Eukaryota, Metazoa, Arthropoda, Insecta, Hemiptera, Aphididae. Gene Ontology annotation, cellular component: nucleus. The coding region runs from base 1277 to 2689 and encodes 470 amino acids.
CGGAAAGCCGUAAAACAGCGAACCUGGUGUGCUCCGACGCGCGCGCGCGCGCUUGUGCGUCGAGUUCGGUCUCCGUUUUUGUUUUUUUCCACAGCUCCCUCUCCCGUCCGCACCCCUCCCUAACCCGUCGUCGACGCGUUGUUCUUCGCCGCGUGCCCGCGUUACGCACACGCACACAACACACGCGAGCGCGUAUUUCCAUCGUACGGGUUCCGAAUCGGUUUUAAGGUGUGCGUGUGCGUGUGCCUCUGCGAGUGCGCGCGCGUGUGUGUGUGUGUGCGUGUGCUGUCCGUGCGAGAGUGGAUUCGCGUGCGUGCGCGUGUGUACGUGUUGUGUUGCCCAAACGGACGAAAAUAAUAAUAUCGUCGGCCGUCGUGUAGAUCUGCCGCUGUGGUGGUGUCGUAGUAGUCGAAAAAGAAACGCGUCCGUCUCGCCGUCCGCGUACCACACCGGGCGUUUUCGAAAAACGGGUCCGGGCAACAACGGCGACGAUAACAACACGACCGACGUUUAAUAUCUGAACAUUGUUAUUAUUAUCAUUAUUACAAUUAAAUAUAACAAUACAUAUAUAUAUAUAUAUAUAUAUUUAAUAUUUAUAUCAGCAUUUUAAUCGAGCCGACCAGCAGCAGCGCAGCGUACACACACGUCGCGUGUGAUAAUAACCAAUAUCAUUGUGUGUGUGUGUGUGUGUGUAUAUAGUAUAUAUAUAAUAAUAUUAUACACGGUAGGAUAAUAAUAAUAAUAAUAGUAACGAUCACAAUAAUAAUAUAAAUAAUAUCAACUCGUUUGUACAUGCCGCCGCUGUACGCGCAAUAAAAAAUAGCCGACUUCAUAAAAUAUUUUGUCAUUGUGAUAUUAGAUAUUUUUUAUUCUUUCCUGCACCGAGAACGACGACCGCGACCGACCGACCGACCGACCGACCGACCGAGAACCGUUGUGUGUGGUGUGCAUAUCGCUAUCGGCGCCGCCGUCGAAUUUUUCCACUCGUCGCGAUGCCGCGGAUCCAGUAGAACGGCGCAUCGGACGCGUAGAUCCAACGCCAGUACAACAGUAUCCGGCGUACCGAGUUUCGCGUAGCGGACCGAUCGUCGUCGUAGUCACUCCCCGGCGCGGUGCACCCGUACCCAUAUCAUUAUCAGUAUCACCGCCGUCAUCGUCGUCAUCAUCAUCAUCACCGCCGCCGACGUCCGAUCCCGGCGCCCCGCCGCCCGUCCGUGAAAACGUGUGAAAGACCAAAGGCCGCGGCGCGCACAAACCACCGCCACUACACGUCGUCAUGUCCGUCAGCCAACAGUUUUGCCUGCGAUGGAACAACCACCAGAGGACACUGAUUUCGGUGUUCGACAGUCUCCUGGAAAGCGGCACGCUUGUGGAUUGCACGCUGGCCGCCGAGGGACGAUACCUGAAAGCUCACAAAGUCGUGUUGUCCGCCUGCAGUCCGUACUUGGGGGUUUUAUUAAGUCAACAUCAAGAAAAGCAUCCAAUCUUAAUUUUGAAAGAUAUCAAAUUUCAAGAAUUAAAGUCAAUGUUAGAUUAUAUGUAUCGAGGUGAAGUCAAUAUUUCUCAAGAAGAACUCGGUACAUUUUUGAAAGCUGCUGAAUCUCUUCAAAUCAAAGGUUUGACAGAAAGUGCUGGUAUCGGGGUUCGUGAUAAUUCAGAUUUUGAAGACCCAGUAUCUAAACGUUUUGACCAUAGAAAACAACCACCUUCUUUAUCAUCAGUUAGUUCUAACUCGCCCACUAUUUGGAGCCAAAAUGAAACUGUACGUACAUAUUCAAGACCAAGAGAGGGUAGUUUAUCUCCAACCAGCAAGAAACGGAAAUUACAACGAACAAAUGGAUCAGAUGAUCAUCAUCCGGAUAAUGGUGAUGAUAGUAUGACUGAAUCUGAACCACAGGGAGUAGAAAAAUCGCCAACUAAUAAUAAUAACAUCCCUUCUUCAGUGAGUAAGGUAAUUAAAGCAGAACCUUACCGUAAAUCGUGUUCACCUGACAAAGAAGUGCUUAAGACAACUGAAAAUCAGACAAUUAAACCAAAAGUAGAAUCAAUUUCUGGUGACCGACAAGAGUGUUUGACAGAAAUGUCAUAUGACGAUAGUGUUGAAGAUAUGGCUUUAGAAGAGGAGGAAGAAGAAUUUGAUGAAAAUGAAUUAUCACAGCCUGGAACUUCACAAGGGGACACCAAUCACACCGUGCCUCAAACAAAUUCGUGGCAAUUAGACACAACAAAUCAAGAUAGCACCAGUACUGUUAAUACACCAAUGGAUUGUAAAGAUUCAGACCUGCUGGCCGAGAAGUUCGAGUGUAAGCUCUGCGGCAAGGUGUACCAGUGGAAGCAGAGCUUGAAGAGACACAUCCGGGAGGACCGCUGCGACAAGGGUCCGCAGCACGCGUGUCCUCGCUGCGGCAUGAGCUUCAAGCACACCAGCCGCCUGAACAAGCACGUCAUCCUGUGUCCGCACAUCCUGUUCGACGACAGCCCUUCGUCCUCGGCGUCCACGUCGUCCACGUCCAACGUGCAGCGCAUACUCAAACUGCCGCCGCCGUGUCCGGACGCGUUGCCCAUCACCGCCGUGUCCACGUCCACCACCUCGACGUCGUCGCCCUCUCAGACGAUACUGGUGUUGCACCUGAAAAACCAGAGUUUGGCCCAAAACUGGAAUUCUAAAAUCCAGAAACUGGGAAACUAGAACAAAAACGUAUUUCGUAUUCAAAUAUUCAUUCAUGUGUGCUCGCGCGUGUAUUUGUCUGUGUGGCCCAUCAAAUUUGUGUAUAUUUUAUUCAAAAAGUUUUUUUUUUAAUUUUUUGAUCUUCCACGUAUAUCAUCAUAAUUUUUAUAUUAUUGACCACACUGAUUAUAAUAAUAUCGCUGGUCUUACCUUCAUCUAAAGGCGCAGAUUAUUAUUAUUUAUUAUUAUAAUAUAACAGAGUAUAUUAUUAUAUAAUACCUAUGUGCGUGGGCGAACUCGCUUAGGGAUAUAAAACAACAACAAAAAACUAUUUAUAUCGUACACAACAUAAUUUUAUUACAUAAUACAAUUAUUUUGCUAUACGAUUAUAUGUAUUAUUUUUGCUAGUCAAAUAUGGAACAACGCAAUCUAGUCAUUUUUUUUUUCGUUUUUCGUGCAAUUCAUUCGUGCAAAGAAAAUCAUAUGUUUUAUUUUUAUUAUUCGUAGUGUGUGUGUUUAAUGAAUACUGAUUUUUUUUUUUAAUUUUACUUAGUUUUAUUGUAUAGGUACUCGGGUUAUUGUACCUCAGAAUGUUUGUAGACAUCGAAUACAUUAUAUAGUCAUUAGAUAGUAAGAUUGAAUGUAAGACUAAAGUUCUCUCCUAUCAACAAAAUAAUAUACGGUGAAGAGAUAUCUUUCUAUUUAUAUCAAUAUUUUUAUUUAUACGUUCGUCUGAUUUGAAAUGUAUCUAGUCAAAAAUAAUUAUUUACUUUAAUUUAAUUUUACAUUAAUUAUAUUCGUGUACAUAAUAUUAUAUUAUAUCAUUCAUUUUUAUUCUCAAAAAAAUACAACAAAACAUUUGCCAAACGUAUAAACCUAUUUUAUUGAUAGUUGAAACUUGAAACCGCAUAACAAUAGGUGUAGUCAACAAUUGAACAAUAUUGUAUUAUAGACAUAGUAUUAUAAAGUGACGUAAGAGAGCACUUUAUCAUUAUAAUAUUGUUGAUGGGUUCGUACAGCACAAUAUUAAACUUAGAUGGUUCGAUUUAAUACGUUCCAUUUGCAUUCUAUGUUACCAAACAUGCCGAGUGAAUUUGUAUCAUAAUAUUGUCACUGGAUCUUAUAGGUAUAUAUAUUAUACCAAAGGCAGACACGAAUUUACUUUUUAAGAUAAUUGUCACAUAAAUGUAAAUUGUAUUUUGAUUUUUGUUUUUCUAUUCUAAUUUCAAAAAACGCACAAAACACAAACACAAAUAUUACAUACUGUGGAAUAUUAUGAUUAUUUUAGGGUUAAUGAUUUUAAGUUUAAUCAACAAUAUUUUGUGUGCCGUGUGUGAAUACGAUCAUAGGUAUAUGUUAUUUAACAACUAUUCUUUCAAGUUUUUUUUUAAUAUGAUAAUUUUUUAACGAUUAAACAAUUAUAGGUAAUUGGGUAGUGCAAAUAAAAUUGUUCGUGUAUCAUAUGCAGUUAUACCUGUAACCCUGUUCAUAAAUUGGUAUGGUAUAUGUGUGCGUAUCGGAAGGAGGAGUGGGUAACUAUUUAUAGGCCAGCAGUAACGUUAAAUUUCCAACAAACCCCGAGAAGAUUGCCCUGUGCGUCGUCCAUAAUAUUCAUAAUAAUAAUAAUUAUAUACUCAAUAUUUAUGAGAUUACUGUUUGUGAAUUCAAAAAUCAAAAUUCCGUGACAAAUGUGUAGAUGACGUUAGGUAUACCGCAAUUACUUUCUGUAGUGGUUUUCGGGUCGAUCGUCCGAAGUGGGUGGCCCACUUGUAUCGGGGCCGAACACUUUCGGCGGUGGUGCAAAAUAAAACUAGACGUUUACGUUUGCGCCACCUAAUAGACAUAUUUAUGGUAUACGCCGCCGGGUGGGUUUCCUGACGAGUCUCGAAAACGCGGUGACGCGAUCGAACGCCUUUCCAAACUCAAUACUACACCUUGUUGAGACUAUUCGUCGUCGUUUUCUGAUGGACAAAUAAUAGCACCAUCUCCCCUUGGAUACUUCUAUAACAUUUUCAUUUUUGUUUUUACUCUAUUGAAAACUACUACUGUUGUAGUUUUAAUAUUAUAACAAAAUUCACACUCAAUAAUUUGUAUGCGACAUGAUGCGUAUAUGUGACACUGACACACGACUGUUGUAAUAUGAUAAUUUUUUAUGUGAAGGAUUUCUUUUGUUUUUAUAACUAACUCAUGUUGUGGAUAAAGCAUAGUCAUUUAUUUGUAUUUGUAUUUUUUUUUUGUUUUUAUUUUUAAUUAUUAUUUAGUGCAAUGAAAUUGAGUUCCUUGAUUAGUCAUGACCUUUAUAUAGCAAUUACAAAAAUAAAACUACUUAUAUAAUUAUGUAAGUGUAAUACCUCUACUUAACGUGGCGGUCUAUGAAUCUAGUCAGGUACGAGCACAAAAUUAAUAUUAUUAAAAUGUAUAUGAUGUGUAUUUAUAAAAAUUAUAUAUGAAUGAUUAACAAG